This is a messenger RNA of Papaver somniferum (opium poppy), 633 nucleotides long. RefSeq lists its product as uncharacterized. Bases 1 to 633 code for a protein of 210 amino acids. The record is from RefSeq and is a predicted model, not a curated record. NCBI's taxonomy places the organism in Eukaryota, Viridiplantae, Streptophyta, Magnoliopsida, Ranunculales, Papaveraceae. The transcript has a single exon.
AUGACACCAUUUCAAGCCUUAUAUGGCUAUCAAACACCACAUUUGGCAUUUCCCCUGCAUUCCACCACUUCUGUACAAGCUGUUCAGGAUUACUUACACGACAGAGACCACAUGUUACAAAUGCUCCGAGAAGACUUACUGAAAGCACAAACAAGGAUGAAGUUUUUUGUCGAUAAACACAGGACUGAAAGGACAUUUGCAGUGGGUGAUAUGGUUUUCCUCAAAUUACAACCUUAUCGUCAAACUUCAGUGGCUAUCUGUAAGAAUUUCAAACUCUCUUCUAAGUAUUUCAGACCAUUUGAGAUUGUGCAGAGGAUUGGUGCUAUCGCGUACAAACUGAAACUACCUGUUGGGUCUCGCAUACAUCUGGUGUUUCAUGUGUCUCAGCUCAAGAUAAAGAUUGGUCAACAUUCUACUUCUUCACCCUCACUACCAGUGGUGGAUCAGAAUGGAGCUACCUUGGUGGAACCAGCUGCAGUCCUUGACACCCGUCUUACACUCCGUGAUGGCCACUCUAUUCCUCAAUUCUUGAUUCAGUGGGUGAGUGCACCAGCAGAGGACGCGACGUGGGAAGAUACAAGUCACAUUAGAGCUCAGUUUCCUCAUUUCGUCCUUGAGGACAAGGACUCUUAA